ACUGGAUUAAUAUUGUUCGAAAAGUUUCAAGUUAAAAUCGUGUGUUUUUAAAGAAAAAUGUUUCUCAGAAGACUUGUUAAAUUAGAAACUAUUCAAAAUAAAAUAUUUGACAAUUUUUUAAAAAAUACUCAAAAAAGAAAUUUCAGAAAAUUUUCAACAAGUUACCAUUAUGAUCUACCUCGACAAAAUAUUAAACAAAUUUGCGCAAUUUCUCAAGAUAUUGUCAACGACAUAAACAAAAUCAAUUUGUGCACCGAUUUCUCCGAUUUCAAAACUAGAAUGAUCAAUCUUAUGGAAUAUCCUUCGAAAGUAGGAAAUUUAGAACCGAUUCAUACUUUGUUGAUGGCUUAUAAAGUUUUGGAAAAAACAGAAAAUUUGACAGAUGAAAAAUUAAAACUUGCACAUUGGCUUGGAUGCCUAACAGAGAUGAUACAGGGUGCGCUUUUUAUGCAGAGAGAUGCAAUUGACAAUACGACUACGCGAAGUAAUACCAAGACUUGGCACACAGACACUACGUACUGUUUUCAAACUCCAAACGAUGCAGUGCUAUUGGAACAUUCAAUAUUUAUAUUACUAAAAACACAUUUUUCCAAACACCGGAAUUAUAUUAAAAUUCUGGAUUUAUUUCACCAGACCUUUUACGAUUCGUUACAAGGACAUAAUCUCGAAUUGGUUAAUAAAACUGUCGAGAAUUUUGAUAUGAAUUUAUUGAAAAAUAUUGCCAAGUAUAAAAUAGCUUCUAAUUCUUGCAGUUUGCCAGUAAUAUCUGCUUGGUAUCUUACAGAUGAUCAGAAACUCAGAGAAUUUAUGGAAGUGGAGAAUAUUUUAAUAGAUAUAGGUUUAUUUAAAAAGGUCGAAGCUGAUUAUUUGGACUCUUUUGACAAAAGUCCGAUAAAUUUAAAUACCAGACUGGGACUAUGUUCAUGGUUGGCAAUAAAAUCACUGGAAAAGGGCAGCGGUAAUCAAAAAAGGGUUUUACUAGAACAUUAUGGAAAACCAGACCACGUGUCAAUAAAUCGAAUUAAUAAUUUGUAUCGGGAUUUGAAUAUGCCAGCUGAAUUUGAAGAUUUCAAGAAUGAAAACUAUGAAUAUGUGAAUAAAAAAAUUGAGAAAAUAAAGGACGAAUUAAUGAAAAAAUGCUUGAGUAAAGUCGCAAAUAGUUUUUUUAGAUUGAAACCUGUUAAUUUUAUUUAAUAAUUGUUUUAAAUAAAAAUUUUAUGUUGAUUUA
Molecule: messenger RNA, 1228 nt
Organism: Psylliodes chrysocephalus
Lineage: Eukaryota; Metazoa; Arthropoda; Insecta; Coleoptera; Chrysomelidae
Source: the annotation of a GenBank genome assembly